UAUUGUAAGGAGUGGUUUGUUAUACUAAACUGAAUAAUGGACGUGUUAUGUUUACGAAUAUUUAGACUGUGAAAAGAUUGGUUAUUUUCUUGUAUUCCUUAUUUCGAUAUUUGUAGAUGUGCACUUACAUGUAAUAUUCGUAAAAAAAAUAUCAACAUUUGGUGUUAUUUAUCUGAUAUUUGGAUAUUUUCUGUAGUUAUCAGACAUACCGACUGUCUAUGGGGAAUUAAUUACCAUUAGAAAUGGCUUCGAAGAAAAAGAAAUUGAUUGCUUGUGGUUGUUAAUACUGUGCUAAUGUUUGUUAAGACUGCACCGUUUGCUUGCAGCAGAAAGAUUAAUUAUUCCUGUGUGGUUAAGACUAUUUGUGAAGGAAUUCUUAUUUAGAUAAAACAUUAUGAUCAACCAAUGUCUGUUUAUUAUUUUGGUUGUAACAUUUUUGCACAGUAUUCAUUCCCAAAGAGAAUGUCCGGGUUCUAACUUUGGAACAGGAUGUCGUUUGGAGUGCCAUUGCAAAGAUAAAGCAUCUUGUAAUGAAAUACAAGGAACGUGUCCUAACCAAUGUGCUGCUGGUUGGUCAGGUCCGGUAUGCCAGAGGCAGAAUUUAGGAUAUUUAUCACAAGUGGAAGUACGGCAUCUUGAUGAUGAUGGUGCAGAAGUAGUUGAUGAAGAUGAAACAACAUGUAUCAGUUCACCUAAACCUAACAGGACAGGCUGGCUGAAGGUUGAUUUAGGAUCAUCACACCGAAUAUACAGUAUGAAAUUAAUAGCAGGCCCCGGUAUCUCCAUUCAAAACUGGAAAAUUCACGUAACAGAUUACAACCAUGACGACCUAUUUUGGGGUAUACCCUGUACAACGCUAAAAACAGAAUCUUCCUGGGCGGAUUUUACUUGUGAUCAUCCGGAGUAUGGUCGAUAUGUGUCUAUAUUUAGCUAUGGCCGUCCAGUAGAUGUUUGCGAAUUUCAAAUAUACGCUUGCUCUAAUUAUACAUAUGGCGACACUAACUGCCAUGGAAGGUGUUCUUGUUAUGAUGAAAAUGAAAUUUGCCAUUCUCUAUACGGUACUUGUAAGUCGGGUUGUGUAGCCGGUCUAACAGGUCCAGGUUGCAAACAAGCAUGUGUCAUGUCGUAUGGAAGUAACUGUGUACAUUCUUGUGGACAUUGUUAUGAAAGAAGAGCAUGUGACAAAGUAACAGGGGCAUGCCCAUCUGGUUGUGAACCAGGGUGGAAUGGAGUCAAAUGUGACGAAGAAUGCCCGACGGCUUCCUAUGGAUUCCUGUGUAGAGCUACAUGUGGACAUUGUAAAGAUGAUGCUACAUGCGAUCACGUAACUGGAACUUGCCCAAAUGGUUGCAGUGCUGGGUGGUUUGGUAGAACAUGUGACCAUGUUUGUAAUAUUGGUAGUUAUGGUGAAGAUUGUAAAUUUAAUUGUUCUAACUGUGAGCAUGGUUCCUGCAACAGAUUAUCAGGAAUUUGUACUUCUGGAUGUAAACCUGGGUGGGAAGGUGCUUUCUGUAAUCAAGCAUGUUUGAAGGGAAGUUAUGGGAAGAAUUGUCUAGAAUCGUGUGGUCGGUGUGAGACGUCUCCUUGUGACCGAGCUUCUGGUAUGUGUGAUGAAAAGGGUUGCGAACCAGGUUACUAUGGUGCCAACUGUUUACAUGAGUGUCCAGCUGGUCUAUAUGGUUCUAAUUGCGGUUAUUCUUGUGGACAUUGUUCUGAUGGUGAGAGUUGUGAUCCAAGAACAGGAACAUGUCCUGAAGAUUGUGUACCUGGAUGGACGGGAGUACUUUGUAUUGAGAAAUGUCCGUAUGGAACAUUUGGUGCUGAAUGUAAUAUGACGUGUGGUGUUUGUAACGAGCGUGAGACUUGUGAUCAUAAGACUGGGUUGUGUGACAAAGGGUGUGCAGAAGGUUUCCAUGGUGAUUUAUGCCAAGACAUUUCUGCAUCAAGUUUGAAAGGUGACGUUUCUAAUUCCUUGUUAUCAACCUUAGGGGCUAUAAUUGGAAUUGGCGUUAUCCUGUUCCUGGCAUUAUUAAUGUCUUGUAUUGUCAUCAAGUGGCGACGAGAAUAUGCAUUCGAGGAUUACGACCAUAGAGCCAAAAGAAAACUUUUAUUAAAUGCCGAAGCUUUGUAAAUAAAUUUAUUAAUAACAAUAAAAUAUAGAUUU
Patella vulgata (common limpet) is the source of this 2164-nucleotide messenger RNA. RefSeq names its product multiple epidermal growth factor-like domains protein 10. The transcript has 12 exons. NCBI's taxonomy places the organism in Eukaryota, Metazoa, Mollusca, Gastropoda, Patellidae. The record is from RefSeq and is a predicted model, not a curated record. Bases 395 to 2131 code for a protein of 578 amino acids. Gene Ontology annotation, molecular function: scavenger receptor activity.